CGAGACCUUAAACACAAUUAUGACACUCCUGCAGCGAUAAAAAGUUAUUUUUCCCCUUGAAGUGACUUCUGUCAAUCAAAAAGUUCAUUUGAUUUUAACAUGACAGCCAAGAUAGAUGCCUUGGAAAUCCAGGGGAUCCGCAGCUUUGGGCCAAAUGAUAAACAGGCGAUGCAGUUCUAUACACCUCUGACGCUUAUUCUGGGCCCAAAUGGAACUGGGAAAACAACGAUCAUUGAAUGCCUGAAGUACCUGACAACAGGAGAAAUGCCACCUGGCUCAAAAGGAGGCACUUUUGUUCAUGAUCCUAAGAUGGCUGCAGAAAGAGAGGUCAAAGGUCAAACACGCCUGAUCUUCCGUGAUGUCACUGGCAACAAGUGUAUGGUUGUUCGGUCACUUAUGGUCACCCAGGAGGCUAAUAAUCGCCUUAAGAUGAAAACGUUGGACAGUUCACUGGCUCGGCGGGGAGAUGAUGGGCAGAUGAAGACACUGACAUCACGUUGUGGUGAUAUGAAUCGCGAGAUGGUUGCAGCUCUUGGCGUAUCAAAGGCAGUUCUUGAAAACGUGAUAUUUUGCCACCAGGAGGAAUCUAACUGGCCGCUACUCGAAGGGAAAGCUGUCAAGCAGCGAUUUGAUGACAUCUUUGCAUCGACAAGAUACGUCAAGGCUCUUGAGAAUAUUAUCAAGAUCAAGAAAGAAGAGGGCGGAAACAUUCGUGAGUUCCAGGCUGAGAUCAAAUACUUGAAGGCGAAUAAAGAGAAGGAAGCCACGUUGAAACGCGACCUUGACGAUGCGGAGUCCCGCUUCCAAGCCGCCAAUCACUCACUGCAGGAGAUUAAGAACAGACUAGCACCAGUUGAGGGCAAGUUAGACGAGAUUAACAAGAAUGCUGCCAACAUUCACAAGUUGAAAACUCAAAUUGAAAAACUCAGCAGUGAGAAGAAGGAAAUGGAGCGCACAACGGCAAUGUUCCGUGAGAAAAUUACGGUGGAAUUUGACGGUUCUUUGGAUGAGUUGAAAGAGGAGCUGCAGGAAUUUAAGAAGAAGAUUAAGGAGCGCCAAGGCCAGCUUAGAAAGAUUGAAUCAAAGCUGGAUGGUUUCAGCCACGACCUGUCCAAACACAAUCAGAGGAGGUCGCAGCUCUUGACAGAGCAAGGCAAGCUGCAGCAUGAGGCAAAGGUUCAGGGUGAUAACUGUCAGCGGAGAAAUGCGACCAUCAACAAGUAUGCACAGGAGUAUGAAUUCGAAGGUUUUACGGAUGUCAGUGACCAACACGUGCCAAAGUUCAUGGAGCUUUUGAAAGGACGAAUUGACGAGAGUCUCAGGGAGGCGAAGAGACUGCGUGAUCUGUAUGAAGAAAAGGAGGCCGAGGUUCAAAGUCGCAUCGAUUCCGUCCGUGAAACGAAAACCAAGUUUGUACAGACUGAAGCUAUGAGGGUGGAUAUGGUGAAAAAGAAUAAGGCCGAGGUCAAAUCGCUGACGCAGGAGUUAAAUCGUGUUGAUGCGUCUGCUGGGAAACUGGAUUCUCUCAAUCGGGACUUAUCCAGGACGGAACAUGACCUCACUGCUGCUGAGAGAGCUGUUGAUAUUGAUGUGUUGAAGACGGAGGUCAGCCAGCUACAGAAGGAGAGGGUCACGCUUGAUAGGCAAGCAAAAGAAAUAGAUUCUGAGAUGAGCCGUAUGCACCUGGAGUCAACCCUGCGUACAGAGCUGGACAUGUUGAAGAAGGAGAAAGGAUCCAAAGAGGAUCAAAUUAGAAAAAUUAAAGGACGCCAUGAAGAUACAUUCCAGCAUUUGUUUGGACAUGUACCAUCGACAAAUGUGCGCAGGACACUUGAAGACUAUAUACAGAAGUUGAAUCAGGAGAUCCACAAGGAGAACUCGAAGCUUCAACAAGAUCGGCAGCAAAUAUCACGUAAAGAGGGCCAGUAUAAGAUAUACAAAGAGGAGCUGACUAAAAAGGAGCAAGACUUGAAGGAACAUGAGGAAAGUAUGUUUGAGAUGUGUGGGAGCCAGGACUUCGAUGAAGGUGUUGCAGGAUUGCAAGACAGACUCAAGAAAAUACAGGAUGACAAGGGCUCUGUUCAAGGAGCCAAACAUUUCUUUGACAAGUAUGUGAAGCAGCUGCAGAAGGAUGACCCGACGUGCCCGCUUUGUCAGAGAGGGUUUGAUGAGCAUGCAGAGGUGGAAGAGUUGGUUCAUUCGCUUCAAGGCCGUCUGAGAUUGGCUCCACGUGAACUCGAGAAGAAGGAGCAAGAGUUACGAGACACAACCAUGAAAUACGAGAAAAUGAUCCAGAUGAAACCGGUCUUGGAAGUGAUGGACAGAUUGAGUAAGAAGGAGAUCCCAGAUUUGAAGAAUUCAUUGAAGAAACUUGGUUCUGAGAUCGACAAGCUGAAGAAGGACACAUCUGAGAUGGACGACUUCAUCCAGCUGAAACAAGAUGAUGAAUCCAUGGCAAAGGAGUUACAACCUGAUGUUGUGACCAUGGAUAGAUUUCAGGGCGAGUUACGCGACUUGGACCGCAAGAUUGCUCAGCAGUCGACGAAACUCUCAGGAGAGGACAAUGACCGCACAAUGCAGCAAGUGGCAAAUGAGAAAGAAGAGGUCUCCUUGAAGCUCAAUACCGUGAACAACAAUCUUGACCAGAAGCGCGACAAAAUCAGCCGGCAGACGGAGCUGAUCCAGACCCUUAAAUCCGAGGUGAACAGCUUCAUGGCUGAGAAACUCCAGAUAGAAAAUGAUUUACAGAAAUGUAUCAAGUUGAAAGAGACAAAGGCGGAGCUGAUCAGUUCAAACCAGCAGUACGAGCGGGAGAUUGAGGAAGCACGGGAACAGAUACAACCGCUUGAGGAUAAGAUCUUGCAGUUGAGGAAGGAGCGUGAGGACAUCGUCAGCAAGAAAGAUACCAAGAUAGAUGAGACCAAGGCAGAUAUGUCACGAAUGAAGGAACAUGGCAAUGAGGUGCGGCAGAUCCAUCGGGAAAUCACCAAGUAUAUGAAUGAGGGUCGAGACACAGCACUCGCCCAAUGCCAGGAACAGAUGAAGGAGCUGGAUGCUAUGAUGGAUGAUAUGAGGAGAGAGCAGAGCCGGUACUCAGACAACCUCAACCAGUUAAAGGAGGAACUCGUCAAUCAACAGGUUAAAGAGCGGGAACUCUCCGACAACCUCGAGAUGAGAGAAAAGGAAGAGGAAAUCAAGGAAGUCAAUAAGAGAAUAGAUCAUCUUGGGAAGAAGAUUGGUGACUUUGACGUCAGUAACUUAGAGCGGCAAAGACGACAACUGAUGGAGGAGCAGGAUGACUUAAACGCAGAGAAACACACUGUAGUCGAGAGACAACGGAGCUUGAAGGAUGACAUCAAGAGAAUCACUCGCGAGCUGAAUACGGAUUAUAAGGAUGCUGAAGUCAAAUACAGGGAUAAAAUGAUCGCAUUGAAGACAACAGAACUAGCAAUGAAGGAUUUAGACAAGUACUACAAGGCUCUCGAUAAGGCUGUGAUGCGUUACCAUAAGAAUAAGAUGGAGGAGAUUAACAAGAUCAUCAAAGAAAUCUGGAGGAACACGUACAGAGGGAAUGAUAUCGACACGAUAGAGAUACGUUCUGAUGAAGAUGAGGCUGGCCUUAGCAAAGGUAGACGGACAUAUCAUUACCGAGUUGUCAUGGUGAAGAUGGAUACAGUCAUGGACAUGAGGGGGCGCUGCAGUGCGGGACAAAAGGUGCUUGCUUGUUUGAUUAUUAGACUUGCACUGGCUGAGACGUUCUGUCUUAAGUGCGGCAUCCUUGCUCUUGAUGAACCCACCACAAACUUGGACCGAGAAAACAUUUGCAGUUUGGCAUAUGCUUUAACAGAAAUAAUCAAGAGUCGAGCAGGGCAUAGAAACUUCCAAUUGGUUGUGAUCACCCACGACGAAGACUUUGUGGAACUUUUAGGAGGUUCAGAUUAUGUAGAAUAUUUCUUCAAGAUCGGCCGCGAUGUUCAGGGACAUUCCAUGAUCACCAGAACACCAGUGAAUGGCCUAAGAACAUAAACAACUUUCCCAAGGACACAAUCCUCACAGAAUUAUCUGGCAAUGGUACUACAUGUAUAUGGCUGAAGAGUCUUAUGUCCAAAAAACAAACGACUCUAAUUGCUUCAAUUGCUGCUAAUGAAAGUACUUUUUGUGUGUGUAUCCACACAGAAGCAUUUGGGUAUACUGUUAACCCCUUUAAUCCCAUGGGGCUAUAAUUUGCCUUUCUCUGGGCUUUGAAAUUGAAAUGAAAAAAUUUUAAUUUGCCUUUUUGCAAGUCUGCUUUUUCUCAAUGGCCUGUUCUGAGGUGCUUUAUACCACUGUGUUCUGCUUAUGAAAAUAAAUGAA
Messenger RNA from Lineus longissimus, 4353 nucleotides. Its product is annotated as DNA repair protein RAD50-like. Gene Ontology annotation, biological process: double-strand break repair; chromosome organization involved in meiotic cell cycle; telomere maintenance via telomerase. The record is from RefSeq and is a predicted model, not a curated record. The transcript has 32 exons. Gene Ontology annotation, cellular component: condensed nuclear chromosome; nucleus; Mre11 complex. Lineage: Eukaryota; Metazoa; Nemertea; Pilidiophora; Heteronemertea; Lineidae. Gene Ontology annotation, molecular function: double-stranded telomeric DNA binding; single-stranded telomeric DNA binding; ATP hydrolysis activity. Bases 100 to 4026 code for a protein of 1308 amino acids.